Molecule: messenger RNA, 3126 nt
Organism: Esox lucius (northern pike)
Lineage: Eukaryota; Metazoa; Chordata; Actinopteri; Esociformes; Esocidae
Gene: il4r.1
Product: interleukin 4 receptor, tandem duplicate 1
Exons: 10
Coding region: 175-2088 (637 amino acids)
Biological process (GO): immunoglobulin mediated immune response; cytokine-mediated signaling pathway
Cellular component (GO): external side of plasma membrane
Molecular function (GO): protein binding; cytokine receptor activity
Source: RefSeq, a predicted model, not a curated record
GAUUUUAUCUGGAGACGUCAUCAACGCAAGGACGGUAUGGACUGCCUAUUCAAUGACUUUAAUUAAACAUAGGAAAAUAAGGGACUACGUCUUCUCCGAAUCCUAUUGGGCUCUGGAACUGUAAUUUCCAAUUUUAAUUACCCUAUAUGCUUUACUUUCGAUUAUUCGUCGAAAAUGUAUUUCUUAUUUCUUAUGAUGCUCACAAACUCGGAUACUGUGAAUGCUGAUGAUGCAAUGAGUAAUGGAAAUCUUCAGUGCUUCAAUGACUAUGACAAAAGUAUGGUUUGUCUUUUAACUACUGAGUCUAACUGUAGUGGAUACAACUUGGAAUUGAUUUUGGAUGAAAAGAAAAUCAGAUGUAAAGAACUUUGUGCUUUUGAAGACAAGAAGAGUUCCAGUGUGGUUUCCAAAUGUAGCUGCUCUAUUAAGAACAUGACCCUAAUUAUUGGGGAGGUGUUUAUAGCAAAUCUUUCACAUUCUGGGAAGCAACUGACUUCUGGAAAAAUCUAUAUCAAAGACAGCAUAAAACCCAAAGCCCCCACCAUCCAAGAAGUGAUCAUAACAGAAAAUAAGAAUAUCUGGGUCAAAUGGAAGACAAACUAUAAGGAUAUACCCUCUAAAAAUUUUAUUGCCGAAAUGAGCUACAGCAAGAAAGGACAAACUGAUGGGUUGUCCCUAAAUAUCUCAUCAACUUCCCAUGAAAUACUUGGCAGUGACUUGGAACCAAACACCGUUUAUGCUCUGAAGAUCAGAACCUAUUCCGACUUUAGUAACCGUUUCAGUGACUGGAGUGAAGACUUAGAAUUUAAUAGUCCUCCAUCAUCUCAAGGAGUGUUCAAUGUUGUUAUUGUUUUAAUUUGCAUUAUUGUUGUGAUCAUCACAACUGCUCUGUUUUGGUGUGUUGUGAGACUCAAAACCAAGUGGUGGGAUAACAUUCCUAAAUGUUCAAACUCAGUGAUUGGGCAUAUGGUUCCAGGAGUACCUAAGGUAUUGGAUGCUCCCAAACUUCUUAUAUCCCCCAUCCAUUUAGAUUCUUCCGAAGUGGACCAAACAGAAGGAAAAUCAUGGAAAAAAUCCUUUAUGGAGGAUGGCAGCAGUGGUGGACACCAGCAAGGCAGUUGCUCUGAGCUUGACUACUCUUCACUGGGUUAUGCUCACGUAGACCCCACCAGUCCGGCCCUUAAUAAUGUGCAGAUAAUCAGUCUUUGUCAAGAGGCCCUGAGACAAGUCUUUCCCAACCUUGAUAAUUCCUAUGGGAAUUCCAAGAAGCCAUUUGUCUUAGACCCUCCGGUAAAUGCUGUCAGUUUAAUGAAGGAUUCUGGAGGCUCGUCUUGCUACAACAACUUGACCUACUCCAGCACAGCAGCCCCCAGCAGCUUCAAGGAGUCAGAACCAAGCAAGACCUUUCCAUUUUCUACUCAGCCGUGCCAUGUUGACAUCUCACGCCAUGCUCCACAAAUGUGUCUUGGUACUGGUCAACCAGGCCUCCAUUUGUCUACAAAUGGCACACCUGCUUUGCUAACCGAUUUUUCAUAUAAAUUGUCUGACUGCUCUGAUUCCAAGACCACCAGGUCAGCGGAAGACACCUGUCUGACCUUUGGCUCUGACGACAGCAAUGUGUCUGCACCUCUCAGUCGUAUCAGUGUUGUUACUAGAAAUCAGCGCUUCAGUGAGGCGGUCUGCAAGGGUAGUGUGAGAGGGACUGAUGCCACCAUGGACAUGCCACUGCUACCAACAGGCUUACAGGAUGUGGACAGUGGAGAGACGCUGAUUUAUGAUAUGAAUCCAUGCUACCACAGCACUCAGGUCCCUGGAUGUAGCCUAGCCCCAAGUGACGAUAGUUAUCAGGCUUUACAGAGCCUGGGGCCAAAUAGCCUAGAUCCAGUUAUUGCAGGGCAGAGUGCGGAUCAGGGCAGGCACGUCAACGUGUCUGAGGUCCCCCAUACUUCUGCAGGGAACACUCCUCUACAUUUCCUACCCAACUCCCAGGGAGGACAAUGUCUGACACUUGGAAGUCCUUUUCUCACUGCUUUCUGUGCAGACCAAGCCAUGCAAGUACAGUGUGAUAGCUCUUAUCAUUGUCUGUGAUGACUGUCUGUGAUCAUUGUUUGCACUUUUCCAAUUUUACAUCUUGGCGAUUUGAGAUUUCUUCAUAUUAUCAUAGAUGAUCUUUCAAUAUCAUACAAAGAGUGAAAACUAUUUAGGCAUGACAAUGUUGCAGUCUAAGCAAUGUUCCACAGUUUGCAUGUACAGUUUCUGUAAAAUAGCAUUUGUGUGAAAACCACAGUUUAUGGUUGAACAAACAUUGAGUGGAUAAACUGACUUAUGCCAGCUUUUGCCUUGUCUGUCUGACACAUGUACAGGCACGCUGUUCAAAUCUAGAAUGAAAAAAUGGGGUGUGUACUUUAUUUGGAAGUACUGAUGUAUCAACAUGUAGAUUACAUCUAAAGUACACUAGGUUGUCACACUAGUCUCUCUGGCCUUUCAAUGUUCCUCCUUUUCCUACACUUUUAAUGGCUUCCCAAAAUACUCAGAUAGUUUGAAAGCAUCUGACAUUUGUUUGGCUAAAGAUUAUAAACGGCACAACCCCCUGUAAAUAUGGAGGUUGAAUUUCUGAAAACAAAAUAGGCCUACUUCCUCAUUGCUGUUCCUGUCUGGUAGUGAAACAAUGUUGGUUUGUCAUUAAUUAUGAUGAAGACACAGUGGGGUGUUUCCCAGCGUUUCAUUUCAGUGGGAAAUGUCCCACUGUGUAUUCAUUAAUAAUAAGAUAUCAUUGAAAUUAUGGAGGAAUUCUAAACAGUUUUUUUAUUACAGUAUUGUUGCUAUUUUAUGACAGGUUGUUUAUGAAAAAAUGCCAAGUAAAGAGACACUAGAGGGAAUUGUGAAAGGCCAUUUUCACAGAGCCGUUCAGUAGGUCUGUUUAACUAUAUUAGAAUGCUUUUACUGAGCAAGCAUGCAGGACAUACUUUAAAUGCUUUGGGCAGGCUAUCCAAGUUAUGGAAAUUACUUUUCACAGGUACCAUUAUUAAGAAUAAUGGCAGCCUAAAGGUUGAUACUUGAAAAUGUGAAUUAGUUUAGUUAUGCUGUCACUUUUCCAUUUAAAAAAUGCCACCAAAAAAAAAAAAA